Messenger RNA from Pistacia vera, 627 nucleotides. RefSeq lists its product as uncharacterized. The transcript is spliced from 4 exons. Bases 29 to 481 code for a protein of 150 amino acids. Lineage: Eukaryota; Viridiplantae; Streptophyta; Magnoliopsida; Sapindales; Anacardiaceae. The record is from RefSeq and is a predicted model, not a curated record.
UGACAUCUUAGACUUUAAUUUCCUUAUUAUGGAUUUGAGAUUCUCUGCAACUCUUAACCCAAAACUGAGGAAAAAACAAUUGUUUUCUUUUGCUUUUAAAAACACUUCAUUUCGUAUUUUGGCCACUGCCUGCUUGCCUCCUCUCAAAACUCAAAAGCCAGCCCUCUCUUUUCUUUUCUGUUCCUCUUUAUUAGGGUUUCUGCUUGUUAAAAAGAGAAGCCUUGGGAAAAGUGGCACUGUUAUUUUCAACAAAUGGCUUUCUCUUCUCUCCUUAGAUCUACGUCCACCGUUUCUCUUUCACGCGCCGCCGACUUCUCUUAUUCCUCCUCCGAUUGUCUCAAGUUGCCAAGAGUAUUCAACCCAUCAAAGCCACUGCUACAGAGUUGCCACCCAUAGUUCAAAAAACACGGAGCAGUGGGAGCACAAAGAGUGGAAUCAAUGGUUUUUGGACUCAUUCACGAUCUUGUGGCUGAGGACGUAAUUAUAAUUUAUUCAAGUCUUUAAUCCUUCAGCUUUCGUAGAACUAUUUAUUUCUGAAUUGUUUGUCACAUACUUUGGAGCACUGCAUGAGUGUUUGCAUUGUGAUCACAAAGUAUAAAGAUUUCAUAGUUUCAAUUGUAGCGCAUA